ACUUCAAUCAACUUUUUACCUUACACUAUCCAUUAUUUCUUAAGUACUAUAACUUGGCUUCACCAUUCCCAUGACCACUCACAUCUUAGAACCAACAAUGGAUGCCAGAACUCUUGAACAAACAAAGCGCUCAAUGAAAGACAAAGCAAGCAUGGAUAAUGAAGAGGAAUUCGAGGAUGAAAUGGAAGAAGAAGAUGGUGGGGGUGGUGGCGGUGGUGAUGACAGGAGGAAAGGAGUUUAUGGGAGAAAAGGGUCUAGUAGUGGUGGUGGUGGGGUGUCGCUGCCUAGUUGUCAGGUGGAGCGAUGUUCGGUUGAUUUGACUGACGCAAAGCGAUACCAUAGGCGGCAUAAGGUGUGUGAGGUUCAUGCCAAGUCGCCUGCCGUGAUCGUUUCAGGGCUUAGGCAGCGAUUCUGUCAGCAAUGUAGCAGGUUCCAUGAGUUGUUGGAGUUCGACGAGGCAAAACGAAGCUGUCGCAGGCGGUUGGCAGGACACAACGAGCGAAGAAGGAAGAGCUCAACUGAAUCUUAUGGCGAAAGCACAAGCCGCAAAGGGAGUAGUACUACUCCUCAGAUCAAAGAAAAUCAGUGUUGGAAAACUGAUGAAAGAAGUGGAUUCUACAUGAACGUACCUGGAGGCAGUUCCACUUACAACAGGCAUUCCCAUAUCAAAUAAGGUCAAAUAGUCCUCCCAUGAUUAUAUCGUCGCGAAUCCAGCAUCUUUGAUGCUCCCUCUCUUCUGUCAAUUGUGUUGUUCCUUCCUUCAGUUCCCUGCAUCUACUAGAUUCCAACAAAAUAAGUCAGUCAUUCUGCUUCAUGACAUAUUGCUGUAUUCACCUACUAUAGUUUCUUCCCCUAUGUAUCCAUAGUUAAAGAUUUGGCACAAUUGUUGUAUCAAAUGAGCAUCCUUGCCAAGGUUUAUGGUCUC
Messenger RNA from Tripterygium wilfordii, 925 nucleotides. RefSeq names its product squamosa promoter-binding-like protein 3. NCBI's taxonomy places the organism in Eukaryota, Viridiplantae, Streptophyta, Magnoliopsida, Celastrales, Celastraceae. The transcript is spliced from 2 exons. The record is from RefSeq and is a predicted model, not a curated record. Gene Ontology annotation, cellular component: nucleus. The coding region runs from base 71 to 673 and encodes 200 amino acids. Gene Ontology annotation, molecular function: DNA binding.